AUGAGCACAACACAAUAUAAUGGGUCCGAAGAUCGUACCGUACUCGGCAACAAUUCUCUCUUAUUUUCUCAACUUGUUCGCCCAAGUCGCUCUCACUCCCCCGAGCCUGAAGUCGAAAGAGAUGACAGGGAGAGCUUUUACAAUCAGAACCAUGGCUCUGACAUUGUCUCUCCUCCACCAGACCCUCCCAGCUAUGAGAGUACCCAGGACACAAAGAUGACGAGUUGGAUGCCCUACACGUUCAGGGCCUACUAUCUUGGUAUCUUGAGUCUUAUUGCUCUCGGUCUCUCUCUUGUUACAUUUUUGCUUUGGUGGAAAUCGUCAAAUAAUUAUGGGCUUGGGCCGGACAACGGCUCUUCUUCUCUACUGUUUGGUUGGAGAUACAGUCCAACCAUGAUCGCCGUGAUCUAUAUUCAGUUUACUACCAUGCUUUUUGACGACGUCAAGCGAACGGAACCCUAUGCCCGUCUAGCACGAACCGAAGGAUCAAAGGCCUCGCCGAGUAUUCUUCAGACCCCCGGGCCCUGGUGGGUUGCAUUGUAUGAUGGAUUCGCCAAGAAGAAGAAUGGCAGGCGCAGCGAAGUUCUGAUAUUCGCAUCCUUACUAAAUAUUUUGGGGAUUCUAGCAAUCUCACCACUGUCAUCCGCCUACUUAUAUUCCGAAGAUUUGGUCGUUCCACACACUCAGCAGUUCUAUCUCCUUUCUCCUACGUCGGGAUCUCCCCUUCCCAUCGAUGCAGACCGCUCUACCCACUUUCGAGCAAUAUCAAACUUGCUGCAGAAUGUCUCGACAUCACCUUGGAUUACAAAUAAUUAUACAAUUCUUCCAUUCUGGCCAACCAGUCAACAAAGCAGCCACCUAGACUCUUUGCCAUCGGAUUCUUCCGAGAAAUGGCAAGCAGAGACGACAAUGUUCAAAAGUGAACUCAGUUGUACACAAAUGAAGGUCGAAUCGCAAACCUCUGGGAAAUUUACCUACAAGACAGAAAAGGUUGAGUCGAUUAAUAUCGAUUGGUCAUCCCCAGAUGGAUGCAAAUAUGGAAUCAAAGCCGAGAGGGGCUUUUUUGAGACUGGUGGGGGUAGCUGGUCCAAUACAUCUACUUUCUUCUAUGGUGAAGAUAUCCUCAACCCUGGAAAGGUAUCAGCAUCCUCUACUUCUUCAAAUGAAUGCAGAAAUCGAGAAGUUAUCGUUGCUACUGAGCCGUGGACAAAUACGAGCGGCUCGUAUGUGGCCCAUCUUUGCGACACGAGCUACUACAUGGCCAAUAUAACGGCAACCGUUGCGUUAUCCGGAGUGGACCCGGAGAUAUCCUUCGAUGAGAACGAAUUCCAGAGGAAUAAAGUUCUUCUUCCAGAGACACUUGUCAACACAACCCUUUUUCAAGAUCUCGUGUUGGACGAAGAUUGGGCAAGUUAUAUGGUCUCCAUCCUUUGGGCAGACACCGCAAUGAUGGGGGGAGGUGCAGUUCUUCUUGGAGCCCUUUACAACUAUAACACCUUUAGCCUGGUUCAUGAUCCCGAUCUGGUUCUAUCAGCAGGAAAGGUCAAGCAACGGUACUUUGGUGAAGUCCUACAGGCAUCUCUUGAUCAGAGGAAAGCUUCAAAAAUGGUGUCCACGCAAGGAUCGAUUCAUUCCGUCCAGACCCGAGUAGUUGUCCAGGCUGGUCCAGCAAUUGCCCUUGGAGUUCUCUUUGCUAUUUCGUUUAUUCUUUUACUUUCUAUUUGGUUUUUCUCGCGAUUGCAGCAAAGGCCUCUCAAUCUGAGAAAAGACCCUGCAACAACUACGGGUGUUGCCUAUCUCAUUGCCCAGAACCCGGGGAUUCAGUCUGUCUUCUCCAUGUUCAAGCAGCCUUCGGCAAAUAAUCUUCAAGCAAACUUGGCAGGAGAGUAUUUCUACACGGAUUCACGAGGUCUCUUCAGAACCCAUCCGGUAGAGCGGCCGGAGCGUGAUACGACACAGUCAGAAAAUGGUACUCCAAUGCUUCUCCGGCUACCCGCACUCCUUGGUCUGUCUCUCGCACUGGUGCUAGUAGUGGUUGGAGUCUCUAUUCUUUACCAUUAUGCAGAGAGCUCCGUCUUAUAUGGAAAAGCUUUUGUCUACCAAGUCCAGCUUUCUGUAUUAGAUAGUGGCAUGUCAUCUGUCGCGCCAUUCUCUAUGAUUCCGACUAUAAUUGCAGUUGGCAUCGGUCUUUGGUGGAGUGCAAUUGAUGAUAACUUUCGUCGCCUUCAGCCAUUUUUGUCAAUGACCAGGGGUAACCCCCAGUUUCGGAAAGGCGUCGACCUGUCCUAUCAGACUUGUUAUUGGUUCUGGGCGGCUGGAAAGGCGGCAUCUAACAAGCACUGGCUUCUUUUGCUUGUUACAUUGGGAUCGACGUUAUCGCCUAUCUACACGACUGCUAUGUCAGCUUUAUUUGAGAGGGGCAAUGGCAACAUCAUAAAGCCCGUCACACUUCAUCGCCAACUUGAACUACGACAAAUACCGUUCGUUUACGGAACACAACAGUCAAUCUAUCCCAGUAGCUCGAACGACUAUGUCGCUCCAAUUAUUGCCGGUCUCUUCAAAAAUAUCUCAUCUUAUUGGAUGUACACUGCUACCAUUCAAUUAACCUUGAACGGCUCCGAGCCUGCUUGGAGCAAGGACGGCUGGAAUUUUGUCCCAGUGGAUGUCAGUGAUAUCACAGCCUCGAGGUAUCUAUCCAAUAUUGGGGCGAGCAAGGCUGAUGGCCUGGAUGAGGGAUCUCAAACUAAUAUCACGUUCGAUACGCCUGCCAUUCGAGGCCGAAUCGAAUGCAGCCCCCAUCCAGCAAAAGCGUUCAUGAAUAUGACAAAUUGGCUCACACCAACGGAUCUCACGAACCAUACAGUAUGGAACAAGAGCACAAUCCCUGAGGGUGUUAAUGGAGGGUUCCAACUCGGUGCCUCUUGGGACACCCAAGGUCGACCUAGCAAUAUCUACCCUUUGCUACCCGGGCAGAACUAUACCUCCUGCCCUGGAUGUACACCUGUGUUCGCAAAUCCCUCUUCUAUUAUCUGCUGUGGCAAUGGAAGUACGGAUUCCCGACAAGGGGAUGCGGCAGUGGGAUAUUGGUCGCCAAACGGAGUUCCAUUAACUUGGACGCCUCGCAACUGGGACAGGAACUUCACUACUAAAUGGUUCUAUGGAAAUGCGGUGACAGACAUCAAGCAGACCAAUGCCUCAUUGGCAAAAGCAGAUGUUGGACUUUUGUUUCUUGAACCGCCCUCGAUCUCCAUGUUAAACUGCAAACCGAUUACCGAAACUGCCAACGCAAGAGUCACCGUUAACCCAUCUAAUGGCGAGAUUCAAUCAUACAAUAUCACGGAUCAACCUGAAAUUGACCCCAAAGACUUCUCUGAUAACUUUCUGCCACACAACCAGUCGAUUACUCACCUUCGAGAUGGGGUCAAAUGGUACAAUGUUACACUCAGCUACGGUCGAAUUUUCACGACAGCAAUCAUGACAGCAGCAGAUACUAUGAAUAUCGCGGGUUCCCCUCAUGUAACCGGGUACAUUACAGAAGAUCUUGAUGACAAUACCUAUACCAUUCGUGACGAGAUGAACGGCCUUAACAUGGACUUCAUGACAUACUCCAUGUAUACAAUGGCCGGUAAAGACCCGAAAGCUCUUCUCGACCCGGAUACAUUUCUGCGACUGGCCCAGAAGACGUACACCACUUUUUUCCAACACUAUGUCAGCAACAAUGUCUCCAUGCAAACCGGUGGCUGGGCAUACCAAAAGAUCAACGCAAGUCUGCCCAGCGGAAUGGGUCCUGCUGUUCAAUUGGAGUAUGGUUACCUUCCUGGCACCAAGGCCACGGCUUAUCAAGAUGAGAUGCAUCCUAUCUCUCAUACCAAUCGCACUGUCGAAGCGCACGUAUCCCAACGCGUUGAACUUCUCCAGAUGAACGCUGUUGCGGUCUGGCUCAGCAUCGGCAUAAUGGCCUGGUUGAUCAUAACUACCAUUGUAGUAGCGGUGCUACAGAAGCGCUACUUUGGCAGUCUCAUCCGGAACGUAGAAUGCCUCGGCGACGUCUUGGUCAUGAUAGCUGGCAGCGCGAACUUUCUUCAGGUUGUGCGGGAAAUCCAAGCCGGGAGACUUUUGCCGGAAAGUUACGAGCACCUUCGAACUAAGCUGGGCUGGUUCGUCGACGAGGGUGGUGGAGUGCGGUGGGGAAUUGAGAUGGAGGAAAGUUGUGGAGAUGGGCCUGGGGUACACUGGAUUUCUGCUCCCCAUUUCUCAAAGGAGAAGGGCCGUAAAACAUGGAAUCUUCGUGAAGAGGAGAGAGAUUUAUAG
Penicillium waksmanii is the source of this 4311-nucleotide messenger RNA. Its product is annotated as DUF3433 domain-containing protein. Bases 1 to 4311 code for a protein of 1436 amino acids. Lineage: Eukaryota; Fungi; Ascomycota; Eurotiomycetes; Eurotiales; Aspergillaceae. The record is from RefSeq and is a predicted model, not a curated record. The transcript is spliced from 3 exons.